AUGAAACCAGAAAUUUUUGAAAAUUUGGAAAAUCGUUUAGGACCAUUGUUAUUUAAUCCUGAAGCUAUAGGACGUCCAGCUAUACCCAUACAUACCCAGCUCUUGGCCACAAUCUGGCUACUUAGCACACCAGAUUCUUUUAGAUCUGUUGGUGAAAAAUUUGAUAUGAGCAAGUCUUCGCUUAAUGACAGUGUGCGUCGUGUUGUUCAAUCAUUAAACAGUGUUGCAAAUGAAGUCAUUACAUGGCCUAUAGGUGAACAAUUGGCAGCUUCAAAGGAGAAAUUUAACCAUCUUGGAGAUACUCCUAUGCCCGGUGUAAUAGGAGAAGUUGCCCUUCAUUAUAAAUGCAGAAAAAUGCAAUAUGCUAUAGUUCUUCAAGCAAUCUGUGACGCAGAUUUGCGGUUAAUAGAUUGUUUUACGGGUUAUCCUGGAUCCGAGCAGAAAAGGUUUAAUAAAAUUUUAUCACAGAAGCGGCAAACGAUAGAAAGAGCUUUUGCUCUUCUAAAAGGGCGAUUCAGGCGAUUAAAGUUCUUAGACAUGUCUCGUCUGGAUUUAAUACCAUUUUUCAUUCUUGCUGCCUGCGUCCUACAUAAUAUUUGCCUACAAAGCAAUGAUGAUGUCGAAGAUUUUAUAGGAGAAGGAAGAGAACCGGAAGAGCAAGGUAAUCACGAUAGAGAAAUUGAAGAUAAUGAUGAACGGCAAGAGUUUGCCGAUGGUGAAAUUAAACGGAAUUAUGUAUGUCUUGUUGUUUCGGGAAGACAAUAA
Messenger RNA from Solenopsis invicta (red fire ant), 765 nucleotides. RefSeq lists its product as uncharacterized. NCBI's taxonomy places the organism in Eukaryota, Metazoa, Arthropoda, Insecta, Hymenoptera, Formicidae. Bases 1 to 765 code for a protein of 254 amino acids. The transcript is spliced from 4 exons. The record is from RefSeq and is a predicted model, not a curated record.